UCCUGGUGGAGAAUCAUGGCUGGAGCACCAACUUCCUCACCACGGCUUGGUUCUUGGAACAGUACCUGAAGGCGUCCAAGGCAGGGUCCUACGAACUGGACGAUGCCUCCUUUUACCUGGCUGACCUCGCAGACUUGGAUGUACAACCUGCUGUGCCCACCGACAUUUUUCUUGAGGAGAGGCACGAGACCCAUGUCCCCUCCAUGGUCAUCGGUUGCAGCUUUUGGCACAGUCAACAAGCUGCAAAGAGCAGCAUGAACAAAAUGAACCGGAAAAGAUGUCCAGCCACCAGCAAGCUGACGACUGCGCCACUUCACCAUGCUGUGCCACGGCGCCAAAUUGUGUGCCAACGCCAAGCUGUGCCACGACGCCAAGCCACAUCGCUGAUGCACCAGAUGAGCCUCCGAGAUUUUGCUCAACGCUUUCCACCAACCAGAACCAAAUGUCUGACGACGACCCGUCGCUGCCAAUGCCGACUAACGACCUGGACAAGCAAGCCAGGCAAGCACGGGGUCCUUUUCAGCCUCAUCUGGGCAGCUAUGCCCAAACAGAAACGAAUAAUCGAAAGCGCAGCUUUUGUGAACACUGGUUUGCAAAGUUCAGCUGGCUUGGAUACAGUCCAGCAAAAGAUGCAGCCUUUUGCUUUUGCUGUCGGGCGUUUCAGCCGGGCAGUGGUAUAUCCAAAGCACAUCUAGACCCAUCCUUUGUUUCAACUGGGUUUCGAACUUGGAAGAAAGCGAUAGAAAGGUUUAAUCAGCAUGAAAGGUCUGAGGGCCAUCUUAACAGUGUUGUGUCAUGGAAUUGCUCCAAAGCAA
Molecule: messenger RNA, 815 nt
Organism: Ixodes scapularis (black-legged tick)
Lineage: Eukaryota; Metazoa; Arthropoda; Arachnida; Ixodida; Ixodidae
Exons: 4
Coding region: 204-695 (163 amino acids)
Source: RefSeq, a predicted model, not a curated record